This is a messenger RNA of Thecamonas trahens ATCC 50062, 1125 nucleotides long. RefSeq lists its product as uncharacterized. Lineage: Eukaryota; Apusomonadida; Apusomonadidae. The coding region runs from base 1 to 1125 and encodes 374 amino acids. The transcript is spliced from 2 exons. Gene Ontology annotation, cellular component: plasma membrane. Gene Ontology annotation, biological process: phosphatidylinositol phosphate biosynthetic process; protein localization to plasma membrane. The record is from RefSeq and is a predicted model, not a curated record.
AUGAAGUCCGCCGCAGCGGCAGCUGCCGCCGACGUCGGCCGCCGCGACGUGCUCGACGCGCUCAAGGUUUGGCUGCUGAACCCGACCGCUGGAGGCGCCGACGACCCGGUCUGUGCCGCCAUGUAUGGAUGGGUUCAGACAGUGGCUCGGGCAUCGGAUGCCGCGCCGCGUAAGGCCUCGCCAUCGCGUAAGAGCGGCGGCGGCGGCGGUGGCGGUGGGAGCAGCAGCAGCAGUCGCACCAGUGCCCGGGAGGCCGCUGCCGCCGCCGCCCUCGACGCCGCCGUCGUCGUCCCGCUCGUCCCGGUCUUUGUGGCGCGGUAUCUUCACGGAUGGGCGACUGGUGCGGCGCUGCCCGGCCUGGAGGCGCUCUUGCUCAUGAUUCACAACAAGGAGGCCGCCCUCCGCGCCUCGGAGCCGCAGCGGAUGACGCUGCCGGUUCUCUCGCGGCCAUCGGUCUUCCACGAUCCGGCUGUCAUGACCGGCGUCGCCGCAGGCGAUGAUGUCGAUGCCUCUGACGCUGCGCCGUUCCCGGUUGCUGUUGACCUCCCGCUCCGCACCACCGCCGAAACGACGUGGACGUCGAUGUCGAUGGUUCUCGCCACUGCGCUUGGGCUUGUCCGCGACGCACUCAUUGCCGGCUCGCUAUCGGGCUCUGCUGUGGAGAUUUUCUGCGAGAUGACUGCUGCAGCAGCGGCCGGCAGCGCUGCAGCUGCCUUUGCCGCCCUUCCGUCCCUCCCACCCUCGCCGCAGGCGUCGGCCGCCGCCGCCGACCACGCCAUGUCACAGCGAGUUAUGAGCUCGGUUCUUGACUCGGACUCGGCUUGGUCCGAGUCCGACUCGGACAGCUUCUUCGACGCCGAGGACGAGCUGCCGAGCCAGGCGACCGGUCUCACUCUGGCGCCUGUCUCUUCGCGGCCCAGCUGUGGCUUUAAGGUCUCGCGGCAGAUGCACGACGCCAUGGUCGCCUGCCUGCACCAUGUCCUCGCCUCGGACAUCCGCAGCGCGCCGUCGCUCCUCGCACCAGCUGCUGCCGCUGUCGACGCGCUCUACCACCGCGCCACCCUCGCCAUGGACUCGCACAAGCUUGUGGCAUGCCUUGCGCUCAAGAAGCUCCGAGACCCGUAG